Molecule: messenger RNA, 15689 nt
Organism: Drosophila serrata
Lineage: Eukaryota; Metazoa; Arthropoda; Insecta; Diptera; Drosophilidae
Gene: ft
Product: cadherin-related tumor suppressor fat
Biological process (GO): cell migration; multicellular organism development; homophilic cell-cell adhesion
Cellular component (GO): plasma membrane; catenin complex
Molecular function (GO): cadherin binding; beta-catenin binding; calcium ion binding
Source: RefSeq, a predicted model, not a curated record
UGCUCCUCCUCCUCCUUAUCCUCCGGUGAUGAUAGGCCCACGUUGGAGCUGAUGACGCCACGUGGCCGCAGCUAUGCCACCACUUACGAGCAGUAUGCCGCCUUCCCCAGGAGGAGAAGCUCCUCCUCGCCCUCGGGCGAAAUGCAAUCCCGGGCUGUGGACACCAGUGCGGACUUCGAGGUCCUGGAGGGACAGCCACGUGGCACCUCGGUGGGUUUUAUACCCACCAAGCCCAAGUUCUCGUAUCGCUUCAAUGAACCGCCGCGAGAAUUUACUCUGGAUCCGGUGACGGGCGAGGUGAAGACCAAUGUAGUGCUGGAUCGCGAGGGCAUGCGGGAUCACUACGACCUGGUGGUGCUCUCCUCGCAACCCACCUAUCCCAUUGAGGUGCGCAUCAAGGUGCUGGACAUCAACGACAACGCUCCCGAGUUCCCCGAGCCGAGCAUUGCCGUGUCCUUCUCGGAGAGCGCUGCCUCUGGCACGCGGCUGCUCAUCGACGCUGCCACCGAUGCGGAUGCGGGCGAGAACGGGGUGACGGAUCAGUACGAAAUCGUGGCCGGCAACGUGGACAACAAGUUCCGGCUGGCCACCACCACGAAUCCCAGUGGAGACAACUCUUAUUUGCACCUGGAGACGACGGGUAACCUGGAUCGUGAGUCACAGGGCAGCUAUCAGUUGAACAUCUCCGCAAGGGACGGAGGCACGCCGCCGCGCCUGGGUUUCCUGCAGGUGAACGUCACCAUUCUGGACGUCAAUGACAAUCCGCCAAUCUUUGACCACAGCGACUACAAUGUGUCCCUGAAUGAGACGGCGCUACCAGGCACUCCUGUGGUGACUGUGAUGGCCUCCGACAAUGAUCUGGGGGACAACAGCAAGAUCACCUAUUACCUGGCCGAGACGGAGCACCAGUUCACCGUGAAUCCAGAGACUGGUGUCAUCUCCACCACGGAUCGAGUGAACUGCCCCCAACAGACGAAUGUCAAGGGUUCCAACCAAAAGAGCUGCGUCUUCACGGUGUUUGCCCGGGAUCAUGGCUCACCCCGCCAGGAUGGGCGCACCUAUGUGACGGUCAACCUGCUGGACAACAACGAUCACGAUCCCUUCAUCAGCUUUGCGUACUUUCCGCCCACCCUGCGGAUGGCCAAUGUGGACGAGAAUGCGGAAAAUGGAACCGUUGUGGCAGCCAUAUCCGUGACAGAUGCGGACUAUGGCCUCAAUGGACAGACCACCACGCAGAUAGUGUCUGGCAACGAGCUGGGUCAUUUCCGCCUGGAGACGCUGUCCUACCUCCAAAUAGUGCGCACCAAUGGUGUCCUGGAUCGGGAGGAGAUCGCCAAGUACAACCUCUCCGUGGUGGCCACGGAUAAGGGCACUCCGCCGAGGACUACCACAGGAUACUUGAUUAUCUGCGUGAAUGAUGUGAACGAUCAUGAGCCCGUGUUCGAGAAAUCCGAGUACACGGCGGUGCUCAGUGAGCUGGCGCCCUCGGGCAGCUAUGUGGCCUCGAUUACGGCCACCGACGAGGACACUGGCGUCAAUGCCCAGGUUCACUAUGAGAUUCUCUCGGGCAAUGAGCUCAAGUGGUUCGCCAUGGAUCCCUUGACGGGAUUGAUUGUAACGGCCGGACCCCUGGACAGGGAGGUACGUGACAGCGUCGAGCUGAGCAUUUCCGCUAGGGACGGAGGCCCCAAUCCCAAGUUUGCCUACACCCAGUUGAAGGUGACGGUGCUGGACGAGAACGACGAGGCACCGCAGUUCGGGCAGCGUCAGCAGAAUGUGACCAUUGGAGAGGAAGCGCCCCCGCAGACACUCGUGGCUCUGAUGACGGCCACCGACCACGACCAGGGCACCAACGGUUCGGUGACAUUCAGCUUGGCGCCCAGCGUGGAGCGCCUGUAUCCGCGCCAGUUCGCCCUCGACGCGCUAACGGGCCAAUUAACGACGCGCCUGGCCCUCGAUCGUGAGAAAAUGGCUCGCUACGAGAUACCGGUGAUAGCCCGCGAUCAGGGUUCGCCGCCCCAGUCGGCCACGGCCACCGUCUGGCUCAACGUGGCCGAUGCGAACGAUAACGAUCCGGAGUUUUAUCCCAGGCACUACAUCUACACGCUCACCGAGGCCGAUAUCGAUGGCAAGAUGGCAAGGGAGUCGGAGCAGGGCGAGAGGAUGCUGCUCCGUGUCACGGCCUCAGAUCAAGACGCCGGCGAUAAUGCCUUAAUUGAGUACAAGCUGGAGUCAGGUGGAGAGGGCUACUUCCAGCUGGAUUCUCGCUCGGGGGCCAUCAGCCUGCGUGGCACGACGGCCUCUUCCGCUCACCUGAAGCCCCGCUACAGGCUGCAGGUCUCGGCACGUGAUGCAGGCCAGCGUAGGAGCCAGAGGGAUGCUGUGGUGGAGAUUGUGCUCAAGUCCAAGGCGGAGACGCUAGAGUGCGGUCAGGGACCGGGUGGUUAUGAGUUCCAGAUGGUCGAGGAUCACGAGCAGCAGCAGCAGCAGAAGCAGAAGCAGCCCGGCAGCCGCGAGGUGGGGGUGGUGCAGAUGAAGCCCCUGCCCAUGGGCAAGCCCUCGCAGCCCAUCGAGUACGACAUCAUCGAAGGCGAUAGGUCUCAGAAUUUUGCCAUUGAUGCCAAGACAGGACGCAUUACCACCGCCCGCGCCUUGGAUCGCGAAGAGCAGGCCCACUAUCGGCUGACCAUCUUGGCCAGCUCCAGCAGCAGCAGCAGCUCUUCCACUGUCCUGUACGGUCAAUGCAUUGUCAAUGUGGCCAUCGUUGAUCUUAACGAUAAUGCACCCAUCUUUGCCUUGGAUCGGGACUCGGAAGCCACUAUCUCUCUGCCGGAGAAUGCGGCCGUGGGACAGGAGAUCUAUCUCUCUAGGGUGCGAGAUAGGGAUGCGGGCAUCAACAGCCGAAUCACCUAUAGCUUGACGCACAAUCCAGAGGAGCAGUUCCGCAUUGGACCUGUCACGGGAGUGCUUUACCUGCAGCGGCCUGUGAGAGCGGAGCCUGGAUCUGUGCUCCAAGUGGAGCUAAUGGCCACCGAUGCAGGUAGUCCGCCUCUCUCGAGUCGCUUGAGUCUCGCAGUGAACAUAGCCGAUGUCAAUGACCAUACGCCCGUUUUCGAUCACACCUCCUAUGAGACAUCCCUGCUGGAGAGCACCAAGGUGAACACUCGAUUCUUUGCCCUGCCCGCCACAGACAUUGACCUGGGCGAGAACGGACGUAUUUCGUACGAGAUAAUUGAGGGCAACCAAGAUCUCAUGUUCGGUGUCUUUCCCGAUGGAUUCCUGUUUGUGCGAGCUCCGCUGGACCGCGAAGAGCGGGAUUAUUAUGCACUGACUGUAUCCUGUAGGGAUGCCGGCCAGCCUUCCCGCUCCUCGGUGGUGCCCGUGGUGAUCCAUGUGAUUGAUGAGAACGACAAUGCGCCGCAGUUCACAAAUAGUUCGUUCACCUUUGACAUUCCGGAGAAUGCGCCGGCAGACACCUUUGUGGGCAAACUCACUGCCGUGGAUCGAGACAUUGGGAGGAAUGCAGAGCUCAGCUUCACCCUGACCACACACACGCAGGACUUUACGAUAGACACCAGGAACGGCUUCAUCAAGACAAAGCGUCCCUUCGAUCGGGAGUCGCUUGUCAAGGAGAAUCGCAACUUGGAGAGCGAAACGGAGGAUGAGCGUGGUGCAAGGUGGGGUUUUCCCACCGAAAAUCUACUGAUGCUACAGGCCACCGUCUCUGAUAAUGGGAUACCACGGCUGCACGACAAGGUCAAGAUUAUGGUUUAUGUCACGGAUGUCAACGACAAUGCACCUGAAUUCCUGCGUGCGCCAUACCAUGUAACCAUCUCCGAGGGCGCUUCCGAACGGACGCACAUUACCCACGUCUACACCCAGGAUGCGGAUGAGGGGCUGAACGGUGACGUUUACUACACACUGGCCCAGGGCAACGAAGCGGGUCAAUUCAGCCUGGACAGCGCCACGGGACAGCUCUCCCUGGCGCGCAGUUUGGACAGGGAAUCCCAAGAGAUUCAUCACCUUGUUGUCGUCGCUCGGGAUGCGGCCAUCAAGAACCCCCUAAGCUCCAAUGCCACCAUCACAGUUGUGGUGCUCGACGAGAACGACAAUGCCCCGGAGUUCACCCAAUCCAGUAGCGAGGUGUCUGUGCUGGAGACCAGCCCCACAGGCACGGAAUUGAUGCGCUUCCGAGCCAGUGAUGCCGACCAGGGUGUCAACAGCCAAGUGGUGUUCAGUAUAUCGGCGGGAAAUCGCCGGGAUACAUUCCAUAUUGAUAGCCUGACGGGUAGUCUGUAUCUCCACAAGCUCCUGGACUACGAGGAUAUUACCAGCUACACCCUGAACAUUACCGCCUCCGACUGCGGCACUCCUUCGCUCUCCACCACUGUUUUGUACAAUGUUCUGGUGGUGGACGACAACGACAACCCGCCAAUCUUUCCCAGCACGGCAAUUGUGCGACAGAUCAAGGAGGGCAUUGCCCUGAAGACACCCAUAGUCACGGUUACCGCCGACGAUCCGGAUUCGGGACUCAAUGGGAAAGUGAGCUACGCCAUCAGCAAGCAGGAGCCGGAGCUCCCGACAGGACGACACUUUGGCAUUAACACCGAGACUGGUGUGAUCCACACGCUGAGGGAGAUUGAUCGAGAAACCAUCGACACCUUUCGUCUCACCGUGGUGGCCACCGAUCGGGCUCAGCCCUCAGAACGACAGCUCUCCACGGAAAAGUUGGUCACUGUGAUCGUGGAGGACAUCAACGACAAUGCCCCCGUCUUUGUCUCCAUGAAUGCGGCGAUCCUGCCGCAAAAGAUCCUCACCUCCCAGAAGGGACUGGCAGUGAUGCAGGUUCAGGCAAAGGAUGCCGACUCCUCCAGCAAUGGCCUGGUCACCUACGAGAUUGUCAGCGGGCAGCAGGACCUUUUCCGGCUUCAGCGGAACACAGGCGUGAUAACCUUUACCCCCGGAGCGCAGUACAAGCCGGAGGUGCGGUAUCAGCUUACCCUGAAGGCCACCGAUGAGGCGGUGCAAAGCGAGCGCCGCAGCAGCGAGGUUUACAUCACCAUCAUCACUCCGGGAUCUGCUGCAGUUGGUGGUGACAGUGAAGCCUCUGUGCCGCGUUUCGAGCAGCGCAACAUGCUCUCCGGCUCAGUGUAUGAGAAUGAACCCAUUGGCACAACGAUUUUGACGGUGAGCGCUCACCUGGCGGGCUCUGAGAUCGAGUACUUUGUCACCAAUGUCACGGCGGCCAGUGGAGCUGCACGCGGUCAGGUGGAUCGCCUAUUCGACAUAGACGCCAAGCUGGGCAUUUUGUCCACGGCUGCAGAGUUGGACCGGGAAGCGGGACCGGAUGACUACGAAGUGGAGGUCUAUGCCAUUGCUCUUGGAGGCCAGCCGCGGACAGCGAGGACAAUGGUCAGAGUAACAGUUCUCGACAAGAACGACAGCCCACCGCAGUUCCUGGACACCCCGUUCGCCUACAAUGUCAGCGAGGAUCUGGAGAUUGGACACACUAUUGCCACGCUGCGGGCUCACGAUCCGGAUACGAUAGGCUCUGUGACAUUCCUGCUGAUGGAUGGCCAUGAUGGCAAGUUCCUGCUGGAGCCCGCCACGGGUAAGCUGCUCCUGAACGACACCCUGGACAGGGAGACGAAGUUCAAGUAUGAGCUCAGGAUUCGGGUGUCCGAUGGAGUGCAGUACACGGAUACUUAUGCUACAAUUGAGGUGACCGACACCAAUGACAAUCCGCCCAUGUUUGAAGACACCGUGUACUCCUUUGACAUACCGGAGAAUGCCCCGCGUGGCUAUCAGGUGGGCCAGAUAGUGGCCAAGGAUGCAGAUCUAGGACAGAAUGCCCAGCUAUCCUACAGCGUGGUCUCCGAUUGGGCCAACGAUGUAUUCAGUUUGAAUCCGCAAACGGGAAUGCUUACCCUUACAGCUCGCCUGGACUACGAAGAGGUCCAACACUAUAUCCUCAUUGUGCAGGCUCAGGACAAUGGCCAGCCUAGUUUGUCAACCACCAUCACAGUCUAUUGCAAUGUCCUCGAUCUGAAUGAUAAUGCUCCUCUGUUCGAUCCCAUGAGCUAUUCGAGCGAGGUAUUUGAGAACGUGCCUGUUGGGAUGGAGGUAGUCACUGUGUCAGCCAAGGAUAUAGAUUCGGGCAAUAAUGGGCUCAUCGAGUACAGCAUCACAGCGGGCGAUGCGGACUCUGAGUUUGGCAUCGAUAGCAAUGGCACCAUUCGCACACGUCGCCAGCUAGAUAGGGAGCAUCGAUCGGGAUACACACUGACUGUCACCGCUCGAGACUGCGCCGAUGAGUUUGCUUCCUUCAGCGAGCUGGAGGAGACGCAGCUGAAGCUGAAGUACCGCUCGCCAAGACGCUACGACCACGGACAACAGCAACAGCAGUUCCUGGCGCAUCAGAAGCAACAGCGCUUGUCGUCAACGGUGAAGGUAACGAUUCUCAUCAAAGACGUCAACGAUGAGGUGCCAGUCUUCGUUUCCGCUAACGAAACCUCGAUCAUGGAGAAUGUGGCCAUCAACACGCUCGUUAUCGCUGUCAAGGCUGUCGACAACGACGAGGGACGCAACGGCUUCAUCGAUUAUCUCCUGAAGGAGGCGACUGGCCAUGACUCCGCGGACUCCGAUCAGGAGCCUCUGCCCUUCUCCCUGAGCCCCACCGAUGGAUUACUGCGCGUCGUUGACUCCUUGGAUAGGGAGCUGCGCUCCAGUUACCUUCUCAACAUCACAGCUCGCGAUCGUGGAGAGCCCUCUCAGUCCACGGACUCCCAGCUCCUCGUGCGCAUUCUGGACGAGAAUGACAAUAGUCCCGUGUUCGAUCCGAAGCAGUAUUCCGCUUCGGUGGCGGAGAACGCCAGCAUUGGGGCCAUGGUGCUGCAGGUAUCCGCCACGGAUGUGGACGAGGGCGCCAAUGGACGCAUCCGCUACUCCAUAGUGCUAGGGGAUCAGAACCACGACUUUAGCAUCAGUGAGGACACGGGCGUGGUGCGAGUGGCCAAGAACCUUAACUAUGAGCGCUUGUCGCGCUAUACCCUCACGGUUCGUGCGGAGGACUGCGCCCUGGAGAAUCCCGCCAGUGAUACGGCGGAGUUAACCAUAAGCAUCCUGGACAUAAACGACAAUCGACCCACAUUCCUUGACUCACCGUACCUGGCCCGCGUUAUGGAGAAUACGGUGCCGCCGAAUGGAGGCUAUGUGCUCACCGUGAAUGCCUACGAUGCCGACACUCCGCCACUGAACUCUCAGGUUCGCUAUUUCCUCAAGGAAGGCGACACGGAUCUGUUUCGCAUCAAUGCCUCCUCGGGCGACAUUGCCCUGCUGAAGCCACUGGACAGGGAGCAGCAGAGUGAGUACAUCCUCACGCUGGUGGCCAUGGACACGGGCUCACCGCCGCUCACAGGCACUGGCAUUGUGCGCGUGGAGGUGCAGGAUAUAAAUGACAACGGACCGGUCUUUGAGCUGCAAUCGUAUUAUGCCUCCGUUAGGGAAAACCUUCCCGCAGGAACCCAUCUUCUUAGGCCCAUGGCCACGGAUAAGGAUGAGGGACUGAAUGCCAAGCUGCGCUUCAGCCUGCUCGGUGAGCACAUGACGCGCUUCCACAUUGACUCAGCAACGGGAGAGAUCAGUACUGCUGUCUCCCUGGAUCGAGAGGAGACUUCGAUCUAUCAUUUAACGCUCAUGGCCCAGGAUAGCUCCGUCACGGAACCCCGAGCCUCCUCGGUGAACCUAACCAUCAGUGUGACGGAUGUCAAUGAUAAUAUUCCCAAGUUCGAUUCCAGCAGCUACCACGUGGCUCUGCCGGAUAGAAUUAGCACGGGCGAGUUUGUGUUUGGAGCCCGUGCCAUGGACUUGGACGAGGCCGAGAAUGCCUUGCUGCAGUACAGCUGGGGACGGGAUCAUCAGUACUUCGAGAUCAAUGCCAAGACGGGAGUGGUGAGCACGAAGCUGGAGCUCAAGAGUAAGUCUCCAACCUACAGCCUUGUGAUCUAUGCUACCGACCGAGGGGACAGCCCUCUCAACUCUACGGCCGACCUUACGGUGGAACUGCGACCGGGCGAUCUCUUUCCCAGCUACUCCUACAUGGCCAACAGUCACUUCACCUUGCCGGAGGAUGUGCAGCCGGGCAAAACCAUAACAAAAGUGAGUGCCACAUCCCCCAAGAAGGGUUCGGCUGGGAAGAUGCGCUAUGCCAUUGCUGGAGGCAACACCGGAGAUGCCGUGAGAGUGGAUGCCAGUACCGGCGUCCUGCGAGUGGGACAGGAUGGCCUGGACUAUGAGCUGACCCAUCUCUACGAGAUUUGGGUGGAGGCCGCGGACAAUGAUACGCCAAGCCUGCGCAGCGUCACCUUGAUCACGGUAAAUGUGACGGAUGCCAAUGACAAUGCUCCCGUGAUGGAGCAACUCAUCUACAAUGCCGAGGUACUCGAGGAGGAGUCGCCUCCACAGCUGAUAGCCACGGUCAGAGCCAGCGAUAGGGAUUCCGGGGAAAAUGGCAAAGUAAUGUAUCGUCUAAGAAACUCCUACGAGGGAACCUUUGAGAUCACCGAAGCGGGCGAGAUUUACACAAGGAUGAGGCUCGACAGGGAGGAGCUUGGCGACUAUGCUUUCGUGGUGGAGGCCGUGGACCAGGGUGUACCACAUCUUACUGGCACGGCCAGUGUGCUGCUUCAUCUGCUGGACAAGAACGAUAAUCCGCCCAAGUUCACGCGUCUCUUCUCCUUGAAUGUCACUGAAAACGCAGAGAUUGGAAGCUUUGUCAUCCGUGUUACUUCCUCGGACUUGGAUCUUGGCCCGAAUGCGAAUGCCACAUAUUCUUUUAGUGAGAAUCCCGGAGAGAAGUUUCGAAUUGAGCCGCUGAGCGGGAACAUCACCGUGGCCGGGCACCUUGAUCGGGAGCAGCAGGAUGAGUAUGUUCUGAAAGUGGUGGCCUUUGAUGGCGCCUGGCGAGCAGAGACACCCAUCACCAUAACGAUCCAAGACCAGAACGACAAUGCACCCGAGUUUGAGCACAGCUUCUACAGCUUCAGUUUCCCGGAGCUGCAGCACUCUAUCGCCCUGGUGGGCCAGAUUAUAGCCACAGAUCGGGACAAACAGGGCCCCAACUCGGUCAUCUCCUACUCCCUGCAGCAGCCCUCGCCCAUGUUCAGCAUUGACCCAGCCACCGGGGAAAUCUUCAGCAAAAAGGCGGUUCACUUCAAGCACUCGCAGUAUGUCCGCUCGCCGGAGAACAUGUAUGCCCUUACGGUCCUUGCCACAGAUAAUGGCAAGCCGCCGCUGUACUCCGAGUGUCUGGUGAACAUCAACAUCGUGGAUGCCCACAACAAUCCGCCACAGUUCGAGCAGAAGGAGUACCUGUCGCCUUUGCCGGAGCACGCUAUGCCGGGCCAGCGUAUAGUUCGGGUCCAUGCCACGGACAAGCAGGAUGCGGCCAGCGCCAGCGAGAUGGAUUACUCCUUGGUUAGCUCUAACCUGAGCUCCAUCUUCACCAUAGGGCGUCAUGAUAGCUGGAUCUCCUUGGCAAAGCGACUUGAAGUGGCCCCCAACUCACGCUUCGAACUGGUUGUCCGAGCCACCGAUCGUGGUGUGCCUCCGCAGUCGGAUGAGACCCGCGUCGUGAUCGUGGUCACCGGGGAGAAUCUCUACGCUCCCAAGUUCUCAGCCAACAGCUACCAGGUGAGCGUGCUGGAGAACGAGCCCGUCGGCUCCACCAUCCUCACAGUGGGUGCCACGGACGAGGAACCGGGGCCCAAUGGCAUGCUCCGAUACUCCAUCUCAGGUGGCAACGAGCGACAGGACUUCAGUGUGGAUGAAAAGACGGGUGGAAUCCUGAUACGACAGCAGCUUGACUACGAUCUGGUGCAGGAGUACCACCUGAACAUUACGGUCCAAGAUCUGGGCUUCCAGCCUUUGGAGGCGGUGGCCAUGCUCACCAUCAUCCUCACCGAUGUCAACGACAAUCCACCGGUGUUUGACCACAUGGAAUACCAUGGCUACAUAGCCGAGAACAAGCCGGCGGGCACUUUUGUGUUCCAGGCCCAUGCCACCGACAAGGACUCCCCGAAGAAUGCGAUUAUCCAUUACUCUUUCCUGCCGAGCGGCACGGAUAGGCACUUCUUCAGCAUAAACUCUGGCAAUGGGAGCAUCUCGUCCGCCGCCAUCUUCGACUACGAGGAGCGUCGCAGCUACACGCUCCAGCUGAAGGCCAAGAACCCCGACUCCAGCAUGGAAAGCUAUGCUACGCUCUAUGUCCACAUUCUUGGAGUGAAUGAGUUCUUCCCGCAGUUCCUGCAGCCAGCCUUCCACUUUGAUGUCUCCGAGACCUCCGCCGUAGGCACUCGGGUCGGCGCUGUCCAGGCCACGGACAAGGACAGUGGAGAAGAUGGACGCGUCUACUAUCUCCUCGUGGGCUCCAGCAAUGACAAGGGCUUUGGGAUCGAUACCAACACUGGGGUGAUCCAUGUGGCCCGUCACUUGGACAGGGAGACCCAGAAUCGGGUAUCGCUCAUGGUGAUGGCCAAGAACUAUGGCAGCAUCCGCGGCAACGACACCGACGAGGCGCAGGUCAUCAUCUCCAUUCAGGACGGCAACGACCCGCCGGAGUUCAUCAAGCGCUACUACACCUCCACGAUUUCGGAGGCGGCGCCAAUAGGCUCGAAAGUGACCACCGUCAAGGCCAUCGACAAGGAUGUGCGGCCGCAGAACAACCAGUUCAGUUACUCCAUCAUCAAUGGCAACCUCAAGCAGAGCUUCCGGAUCGAUGUGCAGACGGGGGAGAUCAGCACGGCAGCCCAGCUGGAUCGCGAGGAGAUUGCCACCUACAACCUGGUGAUUGGAGCAAUAGACACGGGACUGCCGCCGCAGACGGGCAGUGCCACGGUGCGCAUAGAUCUGGACGACGUCAACGACAAUGGACCCACCUUCACACCCGAAGGCCUUACAGGCUACGUGUCCGAGAACGAGCCGGCUGGCACGUCCAUCAUGACCCUAACGGCCAGUGAUCCGGAUCUCCCGCGGAAUGGUGGACCCUUUACCUAUCAGCUGGUGGGCGGCAAGCACAAGUCCUGGCUGCAAGUGGACAGGAGCUCGGGCCUGGUCAAGUCUACGGUUAGCUUCGAUCGCGAGGUUACGCCUGCUUUGGAGGCUGUGAUCGAAGUGGAGGACAGCGGCAAGCCCAGGCAGCGGUCGCAGCACAUCCUGCGGAUCACAGUGCUGGACCAGAAUGACAAUCCAUCCACGAGCAGGAAUCUUCAAGUGGCUGUAAGCCUUUUCAACGGCGAUCUGCCGUCCAAUGUGAAGCUGGCGGAUGUGCGACCCAACGACAUCGAUAUCGUUGGGGACUAUCGUUGCCGCCUGCAGAAUCUCGCCCAGAAUCAACUCACUAUCCUGCGGGCCUGUGAUCUGUACACCACCUCGCACACCACGCCCACCGCGUCGUCCUUUGGCUACACGGGCAACGAUGGCAAGCACGGCGAUGUGAGCUCCAAGCUGAGCGUCAGCUUCCAGAGCUUCAGCAAUGAGACUCUGGCCAAUACUGUGUCCCUGCUGGUGAGGAACAUGACGGCCUCACACUUCCUGUCCCAACACUAUCGUCCGCUGAUGGAGAUGCUUAAAUCCCGACUGAGCCAUGAAGGCGAAGUGCUGGUCUACAGCCUCCUGGAAGGCGGUGGCGGCAAUGCCACCAGCCUAGAGGUUCUCAUGGCAGUUCGCUCGGCAAAGAGGAGCUACCAGCAGCCGCGACAGAUCAUCGAACGCCUGCGGGAGAAGCGGGCUGCUCUGUCCGAGCUCCUGCAGAAGGAGGUCAUCGUUGGCUACGAACCCUGCAGUGAGCCGGAUGUGUGCGAGAAUGGAGGUGUCUGCAGCGCCACCAUCCGCCUGCUGGACACGCACACCUUCAGCAUUGUGGACAGUCCCACGCUGGUGCUGAGUGGUCCCCGCAUUAUCCACGACUACAGCUGCCAGUGCACCAGCGGCUUCUCUGGGGAGCAGUGCAGCCGGCGGCAGGAUCCCUGCCUCCCCAAUCCCUGCCAGAUGCAGGCCCAAUGCCGCAGACUGGGCAGCGACUUCCAGUGCGUAUGUCCGGCCAACCGGGAUGGGAAGCAGUGCGAGAAGGAGCGCAGCGACGUCUGCUGGAGCAAGCCCUGCCGGAACGGAGGCAGUUGCCAGCGCAGCUCGGAUGGUUCCUCCUACUUCUGCCUGUGCCGGCCCGGAUUCCGCGGGAAUCAGUGCGAGAGCGUCUCUGAUUCGUGUCGUCCGAAUCCCUGUCUUCAUGGCGGCCUGUGUGUCAGCCUCAAACCCGGUUACAAGUGCAACUGCACCCCUGGACGGUACGGACGGCACUGUGAGCGCUUUAGCUAUGGCUUUGAGCCACUCUCCUUCAUGACCUUCCCCGCCCUGGAUGUGACCACCAACGACAUCUCGAUUGUCUUUGCCACAACCAAACCCAACUCCCUGCUGCUCUACAAUUAUGGCAUCCAGAGCGGCGGCCGUUCCGACUUCCUGGCCAUCGAACUGGUCCAUGGCCAGGCAUACUUCUCCUCGGGAGGAGCGCGGACAGCCAUCAGUACGGUGAUAGCUGGGCAGAACCUGGCGGAUGGGGGUUGGCACAAAGUGACGGCCACACGGAAUGGACGCGUCAUGUCCCUGAGCGUGGCCAAGUGCGCGGAUUCGGGUGAGGUGUGCAUGGAGUGCACGCCGGGAGACUCCAGCUGCUAUGCCGACGAAGUGGGACCUGUGGGCACCCUCAACUUCAACAAGCAGCCCCUGCUGAUCGGCGGCCUGGCCUCCGCUGAUCCCGUCCUGGAGCGACCUGGCCAAGUGCAUAGCGAUGACCUGGUGGGCUGCCUGCACAGCGUGCACAUCGGAGGACGAGCCCUUAACCUCAGCACGCCCCUCCAGCAGAGAGGAAUCCUGCCGGGCUGCAAUCGCCAGGCUUGCCAGCCAGCCCUGGCCGCUGAGCGCUGUGGAGGAUUCGCUGGACAGUGCAUUGACCGCUGGUCCAGUUCCCUCUGCCAGUGUGGCGGCCAGUUGCAGUCACCCGACUGUGCCGACUCCCUGGAACCCAUUACUCUCAGUGGCGGCGCCUAUGUGGAGUUCCGUGUGUCCGAGAUCCAUCGACGCAUGCAGCUGUUGGACAAUCUGUACAGCUCGAAGAGCGCCUGGUCGCACAAUGGGCCCAGGGAAAGGCGGCAGGUGGGUGUGGGCAUCGGUGGCCACAACAUCAGCACCGCUUCCCAGAUCUACGAGCCGCCCAAGAUGCUCAGCCUGCUCUUCCGCACUUAUGUGGAUCAGGGCCUGAUCCUGUAUGCGGCCACCAACCAGAUGUUUACCUCGCUGUCACUCCAAGGAGGUCGACUGGUGUACUAUUCGCGGCAGCAUCUGGCCAUCAACAUGACUGUGCCGGAGCCCUCCUCCCUCGCCGAUGGCAAGUGGCACAACGUCAGCUUGUAUAGCGAAAGCCGGAGCCUGCGGCUGCUCAUCGAUGGUCACCAGGCGGGAGAUGAACUAGACAUUGCCGGCGUGCAUGACUUCCUGGAUCCCUACCUGACCACACUGAGCGUGGGCGGAGCACCCGGCGAGGAGGCCUUCGUGGGCUGCGUGGCCAAUGUGACGGUGAACAAUGAGCUGCAACCCCUGAACGGAUCCGGCAGCAUCUUCCCCGAGGUUCUAUACCACGGCAAGGUGGAGUUCGGCUGCAGUGGAAGCAUAGGUCUCGAUGCCGCCCAGGUGGCCGAUCCCCUGAGCAUUGGAAUCACUCUUGUGAUCGUCUUCUUUGUCAUCCUGGUGGUGGCCAUACUCGGUUCCUAUGUGAUCUAUCGAUUCCGUGGCAAGCAGGAGAAGAUCGGUAGCCUGAGCUGCGGCGUGCCUGGCUUCAAGAUCAAGCAUCCCGGCGGUGUACUGGGUGCAGGCAGUUCCGCAGUUUCACAGGACCAUGUCCUGGCACGAAAUCUCCAUCCAAGUGAGGCGCCGUCACCGCCUGUAGGAGCCGGGGACCAUAUGCGUCCCCCGGUGGGCGCCCAUCAUCUGGCCGGACCCGAGCUGCUCACCAAGAAGUUCAAGGAGCGCAGCGAGCUGACGCCUACGGCGGAGUUGCCGCAGCAACGUCCCCAGCGACCGGACAUCAUAGAGCGAGAGGUGGUAGGCAAGAGCCCACUGAUACGGGAGGAGCACCACAUGGCCAUGCCGCCGCCGCUGCAUCCGCUGCCCCUAGACCAUGCGGGCUCCGUAGACUUAGGAUCCGAGUAUCCGGAGCACUACGAUCUGGAGAACGCCAGCUCCAUAGCCCCCUCGGACAUCGACAUUGUGUACCAUUACAAGGGCUACCGGGAGGCGGGUGGCUUGCGCAAGUACAAGGCCACGGCUCCGCCCGUCUCCGCCUACACGCACCACAAGCACCAGAGCGCCGCCGCCCAGCAGCAGCAGCAUCGCCAUGGAGCACCCUUCGUCAGUCGAGGUGGCGGUCAGGGCGGUCAGCCCCCACCGCCACCCACAAGUGCCUCGCGCACCCACCAAAGCACACCGCUGGCAAGACUCUCGCCCAGCUCCGAGCUGAGCUCACAGCAGCCGCGUAUCCUCACACUCCACGACAUCUCGGGGAAGCCGCUACAGAGUGCCCUGCUGGCCACCACCUCCAGUUCGGGCGGCGUGGGCAAGGACGCCCUGCACAGCAACAGCGAGCGCAGUCUUAACAGUCCCGUGAUGUCGCAGCUCUCCGGCCAGAGCUCCAGCGCAAGCCGGCAGAAGCCAGGAGUGCCGCAACAGGCGCCUCCGCAGACCUCCAUGGGCCUGACGGCCGAGGAGAUCGAGAGGCUCAAUGCUCGGCCGAGAACCUGCAGCCUGGUCUCUACCCUGGAUGCCGUCUCCUCCAGCAGCGAGGCGCCUCGAGUGCCCAGCAGUGCCCUGCACAUGUCGCUGGGUGGAGGUAUGCACAACACGGACGUGGACGCCCAUAGCUCCACCUCCACGGAUGAGAGCGGCAACGACAGCUUCACCUGCUCCGAGAUUGAGUACGACAACAACAGCCUGAGCGGCGAUGGCAAGUACUCGACCAGCAAGAGCCUCCUGGAUGGACGGAGUCCCGUGGCCCGAGCGUUGAGCGGGGAACCGAGCAGGAAUCCCAGUGUGGUGAAGACACCGCCCAUUCCCCCGCAUGCCUAUGAUGGAUUCGAGUCCUCGUUCCGGGGAUCACUUAGCACCUUGGUGGCCAGCGAUGAGGAUAUAGCAAACCACCUCAGCGGCAUCUAUCGCAAGGCCAACGGGGCUGCCUCUCCGGGCUGGGAGUACCUCCUCAACUGGGGGCCCAGCUACGAGAAUCUGAUGGGCGUGUUCAAGGACAUUGCCGAGCUGCCGGACACCAAUGGUCCACCGUCACAGCAGCAGCAGCAGCAACAGCAACAGAAUCAGCAGCAGACGCUGCAAACCCAAGCGGCGUCGACCCUGAGAAUGCCAUCCAGUGGGCCAGCGCCGCCAGAGGAGUAUGUGUAAGGGAGCACCAAGAAAGGAUAUAGCUACAGGUCCUGCGUGUGUUGAGAAAAUACCAUCUCCUAUUGGAAAGAGGUAGCAUAGAUUGCUCCCUACCUAAAGUUAUGUGUAAAUUUCUGUGUAAAGUGUUGACAUUAAGUAAUGCCAUUUCAUUUCGCAAUGUACAAUGAAAACGUAACGAAGUUAGACCGUAA